GCCUCCCGCCACUACUGUCUCCUUGUUAUUGUUAUUGUCGUGAAUAAAUUUUGUGAAGUAUGUAAAAUUGUUCAGUUAAUUCAACCUUUUGAGUCAUCACAACACAACGAAGUUGACAUUUAAUCAGAAUGAAAGAGCCAGCGGUGAUAAAUCUUGCUAGUGAUGAGUCGGAAGAGGAAGACAAACAGCCAGACCUGUGCAUUUUGUGUGAGUCGAUUGCUGACAAAAACGCCGUGGCCGUCGCAGACUUGGACACAACGAAACUUAAAAAUUGGUGGCUCGAAAGUUUCAACGUCGAAAUGGAAAAGUCUGUGAUCAACCUCACCAAGGCCAAAAUUAUUUGCAGAUUUUGCAUUGAGGACGCAAUAGUAACUUUUGAAAGAGAAAAUAGUUCAGUUGACAAGGGUAAAGAGAUUGAUUGGUGGACAUCCUGCGGCUCAAAGAUCCCCAACCAUGUGAUUGAGCCCAAAGGACAUUUUCCUAUGGAGGUAAAGGGCAAGACGAUCCAGCAAGAGAAAAAAUUCACCUCAAUUAACGAAGAAAAUUCACCUGAACAGAAAAAGCGACGAACAGAUGGUUCGGAGAUCGAAAAGAAACCUCCAGUCCCUCCAGUUAUGAACGAGCAACAAGCGGACAACUCUUGCAAAUAUUGCGAAUUGAAAUUUAGCAGCCUGAGAAAACAUUUGCUUAGUAAUCAUACUAACGAGCAAAACUAUGUCUGUCCAUAUCCUGAGUGCAAGAUUUUAAGGACGAAAGGAGUAUUGUUAAGGCACAUUGCAUACGACCACAAACUAAAUCGUAAUUUUGAUUUGACUUAUCUGGAACAAAAGCCGUAUCCUUGCAAAAUGUGCAACCACUUAUUUAAAAGUGAAAACAGACUUAAUCAACACAUUGAAUUUUUUCACCUAAAGAAAACCCUAGACCCAAGAUUAUAUGUGCCAAAAAAAUCUUUGCGGAGCAUUGAAAUGUUAGAACUUUCACAAAAAUGGAAUGCCAAGGUGGAGAAAAUACCAUGUAUUAUUUGUAAUGAGUUCAUCGUUCCUAGCAUGAUCAAACAACACUGUAAAAUUGAGCAUGAGAUUUUACAUAUUUGCCGACAUCCAAAUUGUUUCGACAUUUUUGCAGAUCAACAACUCGAGUCCAAACAUUAUGACUCUGAACACCCUGAAAUGUCAAAAUCAGAAUUGCUACACCCGAAAAAUGAAAGUUCUGUGACAAAACAAUUAUCUGGCAUCACUGAAAACCCAUACGCUUGCAUGUAUUGCAAAUUGCAGUUCCGAUCAGAAUUUGCACUGGAAUGUCAUAAUGAGCAAAAAGUGUGUAUUCAGAAAAAAGCCAAAGAAUCGUCAAAUUUUAAAUUCUUUUGUGAUGCUUGUCAAGUUUUUGUACCCCCUGCUAUUGUGGAUACCCAUAUAAAGACUUUCCAUGGCAAGUCACAUAGAUUACCAAAAUGGAAAUUUGCUUGUAACAUUUGCAAAUGUAUCAUGAAACCAGCUGACAUAGGAAACCACAUGAAGGCACACGAAGGAGGUGAAAACUCCCUUGCUGGACCAAAAGCACACGAAUCACCAGUGCUAAAGCCACCCGAAUUCGUCUCAUUGCCCCCACCAUUAUCUUUGGGGAGUGAAAUUGAGAGUGGCGAAAUUGAUCCUUUGAGUAUAUGAGUAACCAAUGAAGAAGUUGUUGAUAAUAACAAUUGGUUCCACAGAUUUCAUUGUGACCCCUUGUUUGAGACAAUUAAUAAAAACCCAAUAGUUCAAAAAUAUACUUUUUUAUAACUUUUACACUUUUUAAACUAGACAAUGAUAAUGUUCACUCAAAAACCGUUGUAAUAAUAAAAAGUAUUUUCUCCAUAA
Molecule: messenger RNA, 1856 nt
Organism: Neocloeon triangulifer
Lineage: Eukaryota; Metazoa; Arthropoda; Insecta; Ephemeroptera; Baetidae
Product: zinc finger and BTB domain-containing protein 40-like
Exons: 3
Coding region: 129-1664 (511 amino acids)
Biological process (GO): regulation of transcription by RNA polymerase II
Cellular component (GO): nucleus
Molecular function (GO): RNA polymerase II transcription regulatory region sequence-specific DNA binding; DNA-binding transcription factor activity, RNA polymerase II-specific
Source: RefSeq, a predicted model, not a curated record